AUGGGACUCCCGCUGCCGGCAACUCUCGCCGCUAGCGUCGUCGCCAUCACCGUAGCGAAGGUGGUGGGCGCUGCCGCCACGACGUACGCCGCACCGGACCCGACGGUGGGUCUUUCCUCCAAGGACCAAGAGUACCUUAUCGGGGUCAUUUCAUUCAUCGUGGUGGCUGUGGCUCUCGUCAUGGGUAUCGCCGCGAUGGUGAAGAUUGACUACGACGAUGACACACUGCUCAUGGUUGAGGUGCCCGGGGACACAAGCCAAGGAAAGGAGUAG
Messenger RNA from Leishmania braziliensis MHOM/BR/75/M2904, 273 nucleotides. RefSeq lists its product as hypothetical. The record is from RefSeq and is a predicted model, not a curated record. NCBI's taxonomy places the organism in Eukaryota, Euglenozoa, Kinetoplastea, Trypanosomatida, Trypanosomatidae. The transcript has a single exon. The coding region runs from base 1 to 273 and encodes 90 amino acids.